AUGGCCACGGGCGGGACAACCAGCCCCCCCAGCAUCCCUCGUCACACCAACCGCCUGAUUAACGAGAAGUCCCCCUACCUCCUGCAGCAUGCUCACAACCCCGUGGAUUGGUACCCUUGGGGUCAGGAAGCCUUUGAUAAAGCAAAGAAAGAAAACAAGCUGAUAUUCCUGUCAGUUGGCUACUCCACCUGCCACUGGUGCCAUGUGAUGGAGCAGGAGUCCUUCAAGAACAAGGAGAUCGGGGAGAUUAUGAACAAGAACUUUGUGUGCAUCAAAGUGGACCGUGAGGAGCGGCCAGAUGUGGACAAAGUGUACAUGACCUUUGUGCAGGCAACCAGCGGUGGAGGUGGCUGGCCGAUGAGCGUCUGGCUGACUCCAGACCUCAAGCCCUUUGUAGGGGGGACAUACUUCCCUCCUGAAGAUGGAGUUCAUCGCGUUGGCUUUCGGACAGUGCUGCUCCGAAUUGCAGAGCAGUGGAAGGAGAACAAAGAUGCCCUGUUGGAGAACAGCCACAAGAUCCUGGAAGCAUUGCUACACAUGUCCGAGAUCCGUGUGCGGGGCCAGGAGUCACCCCCACCGUCCAAAGAGGUGAUGGCCACGUGUUUCCAGCAGCUCUCCACCUCCUAUGAUGAGGACUACGGUGGCUUUUCCAAAUCUCCCAAGUUCCCCACCCCAGUGAAUUUGAAUUUCCUCUUCACGUACUGGGCCCUGCACCGAACAACUCCAGAAGGUGCCCGGGCACUGCAGAUGGCUCUGCAUACCCUCAAGAUGAUGGCCCAUGGGGGCAUCCAUGACCACAUCGGUCAGGGGUUUCACCGCUACUCCACUGACCAGCACUGGCACGUCCCUCACUUUGAGAAGAUGCUGUACGACCAGGGGCAGCUGGCGGCUGCGUAUAGCAGAGCGUUUCAGAUCUCUGGCGAUGAAUUCUUUGCUGGUGUCACCCAAGACAUUCUGCUCUACGUCUCGCGGGACCUGAGCGACCAGGCAGGAGGUUUCUACAGCGCAGAAGAUGCGGAUUCCUACCCAACCACUGCAUCCGGAGAGAAGCGAGAAGGAGCUUUCUGUGUGUGGGCGGCCGAGGAAAUCCGGGCUCUCCUUCCUGACCCUGUUGAGGGGGCCACAGAGGGGACGACCCUGGGAGAUGUCUUCAUGCACCACUAUGGAGUGAAGGAGACUGGCAACGUGAGCCCCAUGAAGGACCCCCAUCAGGAGCUGAAGGGCAAGAACGUUCUUAUUGUCCA
This is a messenger RNA of Pelecanus crispus (Dalmatian pelican), 1244 nucleotides long. The record is from RefSeq and is a predicted model, not a curated record. Lineage: Eukaryota; Metazoa; Chordata; Aves; Pelecaniformes; Pelecanidae.